Molecule: messenger RNA, 495 nt
Organism: Emiliania huxleyi CCMP1516
Lineage: Eukaryota; Haptophyta; Isochrysidales; Noelaerhabdaceae
Exons: 4
Coding region: 1-495 (164 amino acids)
Biological process (GO): mRNA splicing, via spliceosome
Cellular component (GO): U2-type spliceosomal complex
Source: RefSeq, a predicted model, not a curated record
AUGUCGCUCUCGUUUCUCUCGAAAAAGUCGUGGCACGUGGCGAACGUGAGCAACGUCGAGAAGGUCUGGCUGGCCGAGCAGAAGCUCGAGCAGGAGAAGAAGAAGCUCGAGGAGUACACCCACACGCUCAAGGAGGAGCGCCAGAAAGAGGAGCUGCUCCGGCUGCAGCAGGAGCAGGGCCUCGUCGCGCCGCGCAAGGAGCGCGUCGACUUUUUGUACGAGCAGCAGGAGACGGCCGCGUCCGCGUACCUGCUCGGAAAGCCCGUCGAGCUCAAGCCAGAAGACCACGACAUCAAGAAGGCGCCCGCCCACCUGCCUGGCUCCAACUUUCUCAACGGCCAGAACAACCUCUCGAGCUCGCACAACGAGGAGUUCAACAAGAUGAACAACGACCCCCUCGUGAUGAUGCGCGCAAAGGAGCAAGAGGCGCCGGCCGGAGAGGGCCCUGACAGGGAGAGGGCCCGAAAUCACCCGGGGGACCAACCACCGCCUUGA